Molecule: messenger RNA, 2145 nt
Organism: Cynara cardunculus var. scolymus (artichoke)
Lineage: Eukaryota; Viridiplantae; Streptophyta; Magnoliopsida; Asterales; Asteraceae
Product: probable leucine-rich repeat receptor-like protein kinase At1g68400
Exons: 2
Coding region: 1-2058 (685 amino acids)
Biological process (GO): protein phosphorylation
Molecular function (GO): ATP binding; protein binding; protein kinase activity
Source: RefSeq, a predicted model, not a curated record
AUGGCGGCACCACCACCAUCGCCGCCACUUCUGCAUCUCACACACUUUCUCUUAUUCCUCCUCCUCCUCUUCCACCUUUCCCUCCUCCAGGCUACAUCACCGGCCAACGACUACCCAGACCUUGCUCCAUUGAUGACAUUCAAAGCUUCCUCCGACAGAUCAAACAGGCUCACCUCCUGGAACUACUCUUCCGAUCCAUGUAGCAGCUCCUCCGCCUUUUAUGGCGUUUCUUGCCUCCACAACCGAGUCACUAGACUCGUCCUCGAAGACCUCGACCUACAAGGCAGUUUCGACUCACUCGCCGCCCUCACUGAGCUCCGUAUCCUCUCUCUCAAACGUAACCGCUUCACUGGUCCUAUUCCAGAUCUCACGAACCUUACCUCGCUCAAACUACUCUUUCUAUCCUACAACCAAAUCUCGGGCGAGUUUCCGCCGUCUCUACCCUCAUUGUUUCGUCUAUACCGCCUUGAUCUAUCGUAUAACAACUUCUCCGGCGAGAUUCCGGCCACAAUCAACCGUAUGAAUCACUUGUUGACUUUACGCCUUGAGGAGAACAAGUUUUCAGGUUCUAUUGCUGUCUUAAACUUACAAAAUUUACAAGACUUCAAUAUAUCCGGUAACCAGAUUUCCGGUGAAAUACCUACCGUACUCUCCGGCUUCCCUGAGUCCGCAUUCUCAAACAACCAGAUUUUGUGCGGAUUCCCGCUCUCCAACUGUAGCGAGCCCAAAAUACCUGGAUUAGCCUCGCCGGUAGGGAAACCAGCGAACACGGUUGUAUCAUCAUCUCCGAGCUCCAUGCCUUCGACGGCGUCAUUGCCUGAUGAUCAUAAAAAAUCAGGAAGCAAUCGCCACGGCGGCAGUGGGAAGAUAAGUACGGUAGCAAUCAUAGCGAUUAUAGUCGGAGAUGUUUUGGUAUUGGCGUUAGUAUCGUUAAUUCUCUACUGUUACUUCUGGCGGAACUUCGCUGGAAAAUCAGGUAACGGAAAGUCCACGUCGUCGCAGAUUCUAGAAGGUGAGAAGAUAGUAUAUUCAUCAAGCCCAUACCCGAACCCAACGGCACAAUCCGGGUUCGAGAGGGGUAGAAUGGUCUUUUUCGAAGGAGCGAGGAGGUUUGAGCUGGAGGAUUUGUUGAGAGCUUCGGCGGAGAUGUUGGGCAAAGGAGGGUUCGGGACGGCGUAUAAAGCGGUAUUGGACGACGGCAAUGUGGUGGCUGUGAAGCGGCUGAAGGAGGCGGCGAUUGGUGGUAAACGGGAGUUUGAACAGCAGAUGGAGGUUUUGGGGAGGUUACGGCACCCUAACGUCGUUAGUUUGAAGGCCUAUUAUUUCGCAAGAGAUGAGAAGUUGCUGGUCUACGAUUACAUGUCUAACGGCAACUUGUUCUGGCUUCUUCACGGAAACAGAGGACCAGGCAGAACCCCUUUGGACUGGACCACAAGGCUUAAGGUUGCAGCAGGUGCAGCCAGGGGUCUAGUCUUUAUCCAUCACUCCAGCAGGUCUCUUAAGCUCACCCAUGGUAACAUCAAGUCUACAAACAUCCUCAUCGAUAAAUUCGGCAAUGCUGCCGUCUCCGACUUUGGCCUCUCCGCCUUUGCGCCACCAACUACUGCCCCAAAAUCCAACGGCUAUCGUGCACCCGAACUAUUAACAAUGGACGUCCGGAAAACCACUCAGAAAUCCGAUGUUUACUCUUUCGGGGUCCUUUUAUUGGAGCUUCUAACGGGUAAAUGUCCGUCAGUGGUGGACAAUGGUGGGACCGGGUAUGGUGGAGCCGUGGACUUGCCGCGGUGGGUGCAGUCAGUGGUGCGUGAAGAAUGGACGGCAGAGGUGUUUGAUUUGGAGCUGAUGAGGUACAAGGAUAUCGAGGAAGAAAUGGUGGGGUUGCUGCAGAUCGCGAUGUCGUGUACGGCUGGUGCACCCGAUCAACGGCCAACAAUGGGUUAUGUGUUGAAAAUGAUCGAGGAGAUGCGCGGAAUCGAGGUGUCACCGAGUCACGAGAUGCUGGACUCAGUGUCGGACUCGCCUUCGGUGUCAGACGACACAUGCCGAGUGAGUGAGUAGAGAUGGAAGGGUUAGGAAAUUUGAUUUUUAUUUAUGUGUCAUAGAUGUGUUUGGAAUGUUGUAAAGUAGGGUUUAUUUUUGUUUUUU